Penicillium cataractarum is the source of this 972-nucleotide messenger RNA. RefSeq lists its product as uncharacterized. The transcript has 2 exons. Lineage: Eukaryota; Fungi; Ascomycota; Eurotiomycetes; Eurotiales; Aspergillaceae. The coding region runs from base 1 to 972 and encodes 323 amino acids. The record is from RefSeq and is a predicted model, not a curated record.
AUGAAUUUCCCUCAACCUAAGGUCACGUCGCUGCCUCCGAAUAUAGACCUCCAUGGCAAAACGGCUUUGAUCACCGGCGCUACUGCAGGUAUCGGCUUAGAGACCGCCCGCCAGCUACUCAAGCUGCAUGUCUCUCACCUCGUUCUCGCGGUGAGAAACGUCUCGAAAGGCGAAUAUUGCAAACGGGAGCUUCAGCGACUUAACAUCCACGCAAAGAUCACCGUGUUAGAUCUUGACAUGGACAGCUAUAAGAGUGUGCAAAGUUUCGCUAAAGUGUUGCAGCUCGAAGUGCCUUCGGUCAAUAUCCUCUUCCUCAACGCGGGUAUUGGACUUCUCAAGCUCGAACGAAGCCCAAGUGGCCACGAACGCGUCACCCAAGUGAAUUAUCUUUCAAAUGCCCUCCUGGUUGCCGAACUAUUGCCAUACCUCGAGGCAAGCGCGGAGAAGAUUGGCCAACCGUCCCGCAUCACUUGGGUGGGUAGCAGAAUGUACUUUACCACAUCUCUCGAGAAAAAGGCGCCCUUGAAGGCCGGCGAAUUGGUGCUUGAGCAUGUGGACUCGAAGGAAUUUUUCUUUCCAAAUGAGAGAUACAAUGACAGCAAGCUUCUGUGUGCCAUGUUCAUGUACAGCCUCGCUCCGCGACUCGACAAAUCCAAGGUGGUCUUGAAUAUGGUUUGUCCAGGCUUGGUCAACACCAACAUGACCGAUGUUCUGCCGCUCUAUAUGCGUAUGGUCAUGGGUGUCGUGAAGACCCUGUUCGCACGGCCCGUAGAGGUCGGCGGGCAGCUCUUUGUCAAUGCGGCCGUCGUAGCAGGGCCAGAAUCACAUGGAGGAUUCCUCGGAGACAAGGAGAUCAUUGAGCCAUCUCCGUAUCUUCUGUCGCCUGCGGGGCAAGCCGUGCAGAAGAAGCUGUGGGCGGAAACUAUCGAGGAAUUGGGAACAUUGACCAGACUCCCGAAUGAGUUCUCUUAG